Messenger RNA from Cyprinus carpio (common carp), 2673 nucleotides. Its product is annotated as glutamate carboxypeptidase 2-like. The record is from RefSeq and is a predicted model, not a curated record. Gene Ontology annotation, molecular function: carboxypeptidase activity. NCBI's taxonomy places the organism in Eukaryota, Metazoa, Chordata, Actinopteri, Cypriniformes, Cyprinidae.
AAACGCGUAGAAUCCUGCACGGCAACUUUUAUUUUGCUUGAUAAAGCAAGAGAAUUGGUGAAUCACUUUCACUCAAACGAACCGAUUCGCUGCAAUGAACUAAUGAACAACACAAGCCAGCCAAGACCCGCCUACAUAUCUCACUCACUCCUCCUAGCACUAGUUCUCCAACUUCCAAUGUGAGCUGUUUAUUCAAAUGGGAACUGAGGAUAAAAAAACCAGCUCUCUCUGCCGGUUAACGGUUAUAUUCUUUAUUGGCUUUGUUAUUGGUUGGUGUGCUCGACCUACUAUUAAUCACGGAGAUGCAUCAAAAAGCUUCCUCCACGACUUUCUGGAUGAGAUGCAGGCAGAGAAUAUUAAACAUCAUCUCAGGAAGUUCACAAGGCUGCCCCACCUGGCUGGAUCGCAGCAGAAUCUGGAUCUGGCAAAGCAGAUCCGGGACGAGUGGAUGGAGUUUGGGCUGGACUCCGUGGAGCUAGUGCCGUACGACGUGCUGCUGUCAUACCCAAAUAAAACAAACCCCAAUUACAUCUCCAUAGUGGACCACCUGGGCACUGAGAUCUUUAACACGUCUCUGGCUGAGCCGGUCCCUGAAGGUUAUGAAGAUGUUACCGAUAUCGUCCCUCCUUAUAGUGCUUUCUCUGCGAAAGGACAGCCAGAGGAUGAGCUGGUUUAUGUGAAUUACGGCCGGACGGAGGAUUUCUUUAAGCUGGAGAGAGAGUUGGGAAUAAACUGUUCAGGAAAAAUCGUCAUCGCUAGAUAUGGCAAAAUCUUCCGUGGGAACAAGGUGAAGAACGCGAUGUUAGCAGGAGCUAAAGGGAUCGUGCUGUUCUCGGACCCUGCGGAUUACUGUGCUGACGGCGUGGAGCCGUAUCCCGACGGCUGGAACCUGCCAGGAGGAGGCGCUCAGAGAGGAAACGUGCUGAAUCUGAACGGGGCGGGAGACCCCCUCACACCUGGAUACCCUGCCAAAGAAUACACCUACAGAUCGAGUCUGGAGGACGCAGUGGGGCUUCCCAAGAUUCCAGUGCAUCCCAUCGGAUAUCAUGACGCGGUUCACCUGCUGCAGCAUAUGGGAGGACCUCAUCCGCCGGAUAACUGGAAAGGCUCCCUGAACAUCUCAUAUAGAAUCGGACCGGGAUUCACAGACGGUUUAAAUCAGAAUAAAGUGCGUAUGAACAUCCACACCAAUAAUCAGGUGACCCGUAUCUACAACGUGAUUGGCUGGAUCAGAGGAGCGGUGGAGCCAGACAGGUACGUGAUUCUGGGCGGCCAUCGUGACGCUUGGGUGUUCGGAGGGAUUGAUCCCGUGUCAGGAGCUGCUGUGGUGCACGAGAACGUGAGAGCGGCCGGGAAGCUCAUGAAGAAAGGUUGGAGGCCGAGGAGAACGCUGAUCUUUGCCAGCUGGGACGCAGAAGAGUUUGGUCUGCUGGGAUCCACAGAAUGGGCAGAGGAUCACGCCAGAGUCCUGCAGGAGCGAGCCGUGGCUUACAUCAAUGCAGACUCUGCUAUUGAGGGUAUGUACACACUGAGAGUCGACUGCACUCCCUCCCUACACACUCUGGUUUAUGACAUCACCAAGAAGGUUUCGAGUCCAGAGGAGGGAGAGGAGGGCAUGACUUUAUAUCAGAGCUGGCACAAACGUGAUAACUCCACAGAAAGAGAUGCACCGUGGAUCAGUAAACUGGGCUCUGGCAGUGAUUUUGAAGCGUAUUUCAUCAGAUUAGGCAUUGCAUCUGGAAGAGCGAGAUACACCAAAAACCGAAAAACCGAGCGCUACAGCAGUUACCCCGUGUACCACAGCGUGUACGAGACCUACGAGAUCGUGGAGCGAUUCUACGACCCGAGUUUCCGCCGGCUGGAGGCCGUGGCCCGUGUUCGGGGAGGACUGAUCUUCAGUUUGGCCGAUUCUCCGGUCUUACCUCUGGACUGUGUGGAAUACGCCAUGUCUCUCACCAAAUACGCCAACAGCAUCUACCAGCUGGCACUGAAGCACCCUGCUGCCAUGCAGCAGCACAGCGUCUCGUUCGAUUCUCUCUUCUUUGCUGUUGAGAACUUCACGGUCGUGGCACGAGACUUUCAUCAGCGUCUUGAUCAGCUCGACACCUCGAAUGCUCUGGCCGUAAGGAUGGUAAACGAUCAGCUGAUGUAUUUAGAGAGAGCUUUCACUGAUCCGCUGGGUUUGCCUGGGAGACCAUUUUACAGGCAUAUCAUAUUUGCGCCCAGCAGUCACAAUAAAUAUGCGGGUGAGUCUUUCCCAGGGAUUUAUGACGCUUUGUUUGACAUUGAGAACGCAGUGGACUGGCAGAAGGCCUGGGAUGAGGUCAAACGCCAAAUCAGCAUCGCCGCCUUCACGGUCAACGCAGCUGCUGAGACGCUAAAGCCCGUCGUCAGCUAGAUGGCCUUCCUUCACUUCUGGAUUUCAAAACAUGCUGUGGAUGCGGGACUACAGCAUGUCAGCAAAACUGUUCAUAUGUCAGUGUAUAAGGGACUUCACAUGCAGAUCUGAGUCUCAGAAGAAAGCAGAUAAAUUGUCAAAUAUUAAUGGAGUAGUUCACCCAAAAAUAAAAUUUUGCUGAAAAUUUACUCACCUUCAGGCCAACCAAGAUGUAGAGUUUGUUUCUUCAUCAGAUUCGGAGAAAUGUAGCAUUGCAUCAGUGUCUCAUCAACACA